AUGGACGGCCAGGCAUCAACGCAGGAAUCCACUCAGCUAGGCCUUGAGGCUUCUGUGGUUGUCGCAGAGCGGAUACUAGAACCUAUCGUCGUGACACAGUCGAAGGCUGGCGGGAUGGUCAUAUCCUCUGCUCCCGAAGACGGGGGCGGGAAUGACGACUUGCUCUUGAAAACGUCCGAAACCGUCCUGCAGAUGGCGGAAAUGGCUCGAAUCAACAAUGUCAACGAAGAGAUCAGGGUCUUCUACAGCCACCUGGGAUUCCACUGCAUUAGACUGCGAGACCACGCAAGGCGCGCACGGCAGUCCUCAUCUCGACUCAACGGUGAACUGGUCAAUCAAACUCUGGGCCACCUCGACUCUUUAGUCCCCAAGAGCAAUCUCCAGGAGCUGCCGCCAUACACCGUCACGUUGGAGUUUCGUCUCGGAGCACUCAACCUUCAUUGGAGCGAAGUACGAAAACAGCAUGACGAGACGAAACUCGAAUUCAUCAACCGAUGGUUGAUGCCUGGGACAUCCGAGGAGCAGCGAGGCGAGGUGGACAAAAGGCUAGAAAGCUGUGCGGACGACUUCGACAAGCAACAGCCCGAGCAGUCUUCUUCCAAUAAAUCCGUCGGCAAAUUUGCGUCCCCGGACUUUGGUGAACCAUCAUAUGCCGUCUGGAAGGCGGCUCAGUCCAUCUUUGAUGCAUUGUUGGACUGCAAGGGAUGCUCCUGUCCUAGCCAACAUGAGUUUGGGGCAAAACUCGAAUUGGGCACGUACCGAAAGCCCGAGAAGAAAAUCGACAUGAAACCGCCCGUCAAGUCCCUUCGAAAUCGGGUUCGAAAAUCUCGUGGUGAUGAGGCAGCCGGGGAGCUUGAUUUCGACAUGUUUCUCUCCAUGGAGCGGGAUUGGCACGAGGUCCGCAUCCGGAUCGCCAAAGAGAGAGGCGUCUGCUUCAGUCUUCCAGGUGAGGUGGUGCCACCUCGUAGUAGCAGCGCCAUCGACGGACACGCAAAGGUGGACAGGCUAUGCAAACCCAUUGCCAAGACGAAAGCGAAGGCCUUGCAACGCCUUGUGUUGAAGCUCACCAGUGGGCAACUCUUCGAGAUGGGAUUUGAGAAGAGCAACUCUCGGAUCGACAAGACCGCCAAAUCAAUCUCUCUCUCUCAAUGUUUCGAAGGGCGACACGAGUUCUUCACGGAGAAGACGAAGCGAAUCCUUUCGCUCAUCAUCGGCUACACGGUUCUCCACCUGAACGGCACUUCCUGGCUCCUGCCAGGGUGGGGAUCAGCAGACAUCAAGUUCUUCCAGACAACCUCGUGCCAGACUCCCUUGCGACCAUUUAUCCAAACCCAGCUGCCCAAGGGCAGUCCUGCCGGAGCGACCCCCGAUUUUCAACUCGUAGUGGACAGUGGGGAAGGCGACGAUGAGGUAUCGGACGAGCUAGAUUCAGGGCAUCGCUGCCCGGCAGUGGUUGCCCUGGCCGUGAUCCUGAUGGAAGUGUAUUUCGUCAAACCAUUCAAAAGAUUGGCCGAGAUGCAUGAUAUCCCACUGAUUGAGGAUCCCAGCGGCCGCAUUCCCCUCAUCGACGUGGACCAAGUGUUCAAUGGCGAUGAGGAAUUCGAGGAGGAGGGAUGGCGAUCCCAGAUCCCCGAAGACUCUCCUCUCCUGACGGCCAUUGACAACUGCUUAGAUGUCGCAUUGUGGGAGGACGAAGAAGGCCAGGCGCUCGACAGUGGAACGCUCAGGUCGCGGAUAUAUCAAGAGGUUGUUCGGCUACUGGAGCUUCACCUGACCCACGGCUUCAGCCAGAUCCCUCUGGACGGCGUCGACAAAUAUGCCAGGAAUCUGGAUUUUGGAAACUGGGGUCAGGUCAUGACCAGCCAGGAGCUGGACGGCCAAGGCGGUUCGUUGCCCCCGGUUAUCACACCGACACGCACCCCAUCACCCGCGUCUAUGAUGCUGCCAAACCAAGUCGGAGUCUGUCCGAUUUCGCCCGAUCUCUGGAAACAUAUGCAUCAAUUUUCACAGUUCAAUUCUCUCUUCUCAUAUCCGACACCGGAUCUGGAUUCCAUGUUAAAUUCCGAUGUUGGAUACAAGGUAUCCUGUUACUUGACAUGGAAAUCCGAAUACGAAAAGGUCUACCAGAAAUUCAUCACCAAUCACCUUCGGAACACUCCCUCAAAACCAGUAAAAAUUGCGAUUCUCGACACAGGCAUCGACAGAGAUCACUACUCCUUCGAAGCUCGCGAGGACAACCUCGGAGGAAAGCUCAAUUGUUGCAACGAGUCCCAGAAGAACGUCCCGGAUAGAAAUGGACAUGGCACCUUCGCUGCGAGUCUGAUUCUCGACUAUGCUCCAGAUGCGAUGCUCUACGUCAUCAAAAUCACGGACGAGGAAAAUGCGAGACCAGACGCGAAGAUCGUAGUGAAUGCGAUCAACCACGCGGUCGACAAAUGGGAUGUAGACAUCAUCUCCAUGUCGUUUGGGUGGCCGUCUUCCGACUUUGACGGCCACGACGCCCUCCAAACCGCCAUAGACGAAGCAUACAGCAAGAAAGUCCUUAUGUUCGCCGCUGCUGCCAACAGCGGCGGCCGACUAGGCCGGGCAUAUCCUGCCAGCAGCUCACAGGUCAUCUGCGUGCAUUCAACCAAUACAUACGGGAGGGCAUCUGACUUCAGUCCGACGGCUGAGCUCAACACCGUUAACAUUGCGACGGUCGGCGAGUCGAUCCAGUCGGCGUGGCCGAUACUGCUCUGCCGCGACAAGUCGAACCAGAAAUGCGUCGAGUCCCGUUCCGGUACGUCGUAUGCGACACCCAUUAUGGCGGGUAUCGCAGCGUUUCUUCUGCAGUAUGCACGGCUGCAUCUACCGGAGAGCACGGCGCUGGCGUUGAAGCGAAAGGAGAAGAUGGAGGCCUUGCUGAGGAGAUGUGCGGAGCGGGGGCCGAAUUAUGCGCCCAAGGACAGGCACUUCUACGUUGAGCUGAGUUUGAAUGACCAUAAUAUGUUUGGCGGGAAGCUGGAGGGGGUCAAUCAUGAGAUUUUGAAGGCAUUGAAAACAUAG
Molecule: messenger RNA, 3045 nt
Organism: Ilyonectria robusta
Lineage: Eukaryota; Fungi; Ascomycota; Sordariomycetes; Hypocreales; Nectriaceae
Exons: 4
Coding region: 1-3045 (1014 amino acids)
Biological process (GO): proteolysis
Molecular function (GO): serine-type endopeptidase activity
Source: RefSeq, a predicted model, not a curated record